UGAACAGGUGGGGAGACAACGUUAUUUCGCUGGAUAGAACUGUUGCGCGAACCACGGUGGAGCUCAGUGGGUCCGAGCACGCGGUUCGUGAUUCUUUCUCUCCUUCGGCACGGCACGUUCUGCACAUUCACCACGUUCACCACACUCUGCCCAGCCAAAUUCGGCUAAUGAGAACGAACAUUAACACCAGCCAAAGCUGCUAAUAACUCCAAAUCGACGACUCGCAUUCUAAUCUAUUUUCCUCUGGUAAACUAUUAGGCUGCAGGGUCCCAAUUAUGGGCGAGUUAACCGAGAUACAGUCCUUUUACAAGGGAAAGAACAUUUUUAUAACCGGGGGAACCGGUUUCAUGGGAAAAGUGCUCAUCGAGAAGUUGCUGUACAGUUGCACCGAAUUGAAUAAGAUUUAUAUUUUGAUAAGAUCGAAGAAAGGCCGGUCCCCUGAUAUUCGUGUCGAUGAUAUGUUCAAAUUGCCGAUGUUCGAAAGGAUAAGAAACCAGAAGCCGCAAACAAUGAAAAAGGUGAUUGCGUUGAACGGAGACGUGUCCCUCGACCAUCUAGGAUUGACCGAGGCGCAACUGGAAACGUUAAUGGAUGAAGUCGACGUAGUGUUUCACUGCGCGGCUACGCUUAGAUUGGAGGCAAAGUUGCCCGAUGCCAUCGAAAUGAACACGAUUGGAACGAAAAGAGUGUUGGAUCUCGCGAAGAAGAUGAAGCGCCUGAAGUCGUUCGUCCACUUGAGUACGGCAUUUUGUCACCCCGAUCUGGACGAGCUUGGAGAACGAGUAUACGACGCACCGGACGAUCCCAACAAAGUUAUGGAUCUGAUACAGUGGAUGGACGAAUCUGCCAUUAAUCUCAUCACGCCGAAGUUGUUGGAUAAACAUCCAAAUACUUACACGUACUCGAAACGAUUGGCCGAGAAAUUGGUGUCCAACGAGUAUCAGAACUUACCGUGCUGCAUUGCUAGACCAUCGAUAGUGACUCCAGCUGGGAAGGAACCGCUGAAUGGGUGGGUAGACAACUUGAAUGGUCCGGUCGGUCUGUUGGUGGGCGCAGGGAAAGGAGUGAUAAGGUCGAUGCACUGUAACGCGGGCUACCACGCCGAAGUGGUACCCGUCGAUCUGGCGAUCAACGCGUUGAUCUCGAUCGCCCACAAGACGGCCAUCGCCGGAAAGCCAAAGAACAUGCCAGUGUACAAUAUCACGCAAAGCGGCGUGUUGCCGAUCACUUGGGGAGAAAUCGUGGAGAGGGGUAAAAGGAUCUGUCACACGUAUCCUUUCGAGGGACAAAUUUGGUACCCGGACGGCGAUAUACGCAGCAGCAAGCUGGUGCACAACAUCUUCGUUUUCUUCUUUCAUAUUAUCCCGGCAUAUUUCAUCGACUUCCUUAUGUUGAUAUUUCAACAGAAACGAUUUAUGGUUCGAAUUCAAAAGCGAAUCUCGGACGGGCUGGAUGUGUUGCAGUAUUUCACGACCAAGGAAUGGGUCUUCCACAACACAAAUUUGUUGAUCAUGUGGGGCGAAAUGAGUCCCAAGGACAAGGAAAUAUUCCCGGUAGACUUUCUGGUGAUCGACAUCGAGGAUUACAUGAAAUGGUGUAUUUUAGGGGCACGGCAGUACUGUAUGAAAGAGAAUUUGUCCACUAUACCGAAAGCUCGUAGACAUCAAGCAAUAAUGUACAUUGUACACUUGAUCACUGUGUACUCGUUCCGAUUGGGAAUGUUGUACUUGAUCUACAAGAACGUCGCGAUCGCCAGAUUUUGCGUGGACUCUGUUAUACAGUAUAUCACAUCGUUGCCGGCUGUGAGCGCAGCGAUUUGGAGGAUUCAACACUGAAGACGCGUCGGCAUCGGGGAUAGUUUCAGGUUGAUCCGUCGCAUCCUUUUCUUGGGAGAAAAAUGGUAGCAGUAGCGGUUGCAGCAGUGGCUGCAGUGGCGGCAACGACGACGAUGACUGCUUUGGGCGCGAGCAAGUAGGCCAAGGCGGCUGGAUCAACUUCGAAACGAUUUCGUUCUUCGAGGACGUUCCUCGAGCAUCGAUACUUCUACCAUCGAAUCAUUGAAAAAUUUAACAUUCCCAAUUUUACGUUACGUAGUACCUUUACGCUCGAACUACGCGGCGAUCGAUGACGAACGCGUAAUCACGAGAAUCUGUAACCUGUAAUCUCCUAAGUAAGCUGUAUGCAUUAAGUUCUAUGGUAAGCCCUAAGCUGUAACGGAAGCGAUUCAAUUUCCAUACUUGAAUUCUGGAACGGACCGAGUCGCAGUUUUUGUGUAUGUGUAGGUGUGCAUGUCGGGGAUUUAGGUGAAAAUUUGUUCCAACUAAAUAAAUCGUGGUGAUUUGUGCGCGGUUUCAGUCACUUUACUAGUCUAAGCAACAAUUUGUACCUACGUUUAUUCGACGCUGCAGCUGUCGAUCGCGAUGCAACGAAGAGUUCAUUUAUGGAAAUAAAGCGACAUGUGUUUUCUUUUUUCUUGUCAA
Megalopta genalis is the source of this 2480-nucleotide messenger RNA. Its product is annotated as putative fatty acyl-CoA reductase CG5065. Gene Ontology annotation, molecular function: alcohol-forming very long-chain fatty acyl-CoA reductase (NADP+) activity. NCBI's taxonomy places the organism in Eukaryota, Metazoa, Arthropoda, Insecta, Hymenoptera, Halictidae. The record is from RefSeq and is a predicted model, not a curated record. Gene Ontology annotation, biological process: long-chain fatty-acyl-CoA metabolic process. Gene Ontology annotation, cellular component: peroxisome.